AUGCACCUCAUCCUCACAGGGGCAACAGGCCUCGUCGGCUCCGGCGUCCUAGACGCCAUGAUCAGAGACACCAGCAUCGCCAAGAUAUCCAUCCUCAGCCGCCGUCCGGUUCCCAUGGCCGACGACGCCAAAGAUCCACGCAUCAACGUCAUCAUCCACAAAGACUUCGAGCAGUAUAGUUCCUCCCUGCUAGGACAGCUCAAAGAUGCCAAUGGCUGCGUCUGGGCUCUCGGCAUCAGUCAGACCAAGGUCACCAAGGACGAGUACAUCAGAAUCACCAAAGACUAUCCCCUCGCAGCCGCACGCGCAUUCUCCUCGCUUUCAGACUCGGAAGACCAGCCCUUUCGCUUCGUCUAUGUUUCCGGCGAGGGCGCGACGCAAGAGCCGGGUUAUUGCACUGCGACUUUUGGCAGAGUAAAGGGAGAAACGGAAGUCGCACUUGCGGAGAUGAGCAAUGAGACUCGCAGCAUGCGAACCUACUCAGUCCGACUCGGCGCUGUGGAUGCCUCCCAACACGAUGCUAUAAAGAAGUACAUCCCGGACCCGGGCGCGCUGUACAGGGCUAUGGGGAGUGCUCUGUAUCCUGUGAUUAGGACGGUUAUGCCGUUGGGUUUGGCGCCUACAGACAUUGCUGGCGAUUGUCUGUGCAAGAUGGCGAUGGGCAAACUGGAUGAUAAGUUGGAAGGGCCGGGUGCUAUCAAGAACGGACUGUCGUGGACUCUGAACAACAAGGCCAUGAGAAGAGUGGCGGGUCGGUGA
This is a messenger RNA of Trichoderma citrinoviride, 759 nucleotides long. RefSeq lists its product as hypothetical. NCBI's taxonomy places the organism in Eukaryota, Fungi, Ascomycota, Sordariomycetes, Hypocreales, Hypocreaceae. The transcript has a single exon. The record is from RefSeq and is a predicted model, not a curated record. Bases 1 to 759 code for a protein of 252 amino acids.